This is a messenger RNA of Dunckerocampus dactyliophorus (ringed pipefish), 4447 nucleotides long. Its product is annotated as germ cell-specific gene 1-like protein. Lineage: Eukaryota; Metazoa; Chordata; Actinopteri; Syngnathiformes; Syngnathidae. The record is from RefSeq and is a predicted model, not a curated record. Gene Ontology annotation, cellular component: plasma membrane. The transcript has 6 exons. The coding region runs from base 2226 to 3305 and encodes 359 amino acids.
UGAAAGGUCCUCUUAAUGUGUUGUCUCUGUGGUAGACAAGCACAUUGUCGUACUCUGUCUCAAACAAAGUGGAAAACAUUACAGUCCCAUCAGUGUCAUGUUAUUUCAACCAACAGCUUCCCCCACUGUUUGCAGCCAUGUAGUGUGCUCCAUGUUACCUUGGUUACAACAAUCAGUUCCACAACGUUGUCAGAAUUUCUGUGUUUUCCAUACUAUAAAUCCCUCCGGAGCAUAAGCUGCUUCAAAAAAUGUCACGAAGAAGAAAAAAACAUGUACAUAAGUCACACAGGACUAUAAGUCGCAUUUAUUUUUAAGAAUUUUUUCACAAAAUUCCAGACCAAGAACAGACAUUUAAUCUAGAAAGUUAUUCAGCGACACAUUAGCGUAAAGAACAUACCUGGGGGGUUGAAUAGGCUAAAUUAGCUUAAGAAGCCAGUGAGUCCAACAAGCAAGUUACCGGAAAGCAAGUUCACCGCACUCACGAUCUAAUUCCACAAGCCAAGAGCGCCCUCUCGUGGCCGUUGCCGUUAAUGGUCAGCUUUAGUUCAUGUCAGUAUGAAUUAACAUUUAAAGGCAUGUUAAAUAUAUUUUGAUCUGUAAGUCCCACCCGACUGCAAGUCCCACGAUCACCAAAACGAUGAAAAACGUACAGUCCGGAAAUUAUGGUAUUGCCCAUCCCUGCAUCCUGUUUGUUUCGUCUGAUGGCUUUAAACAACAUUACGAUUAUUGCAAUUUUCUGUUUCCUAUCCAUACAGUGGGCCCUGCACAUUCGCGAUUCAGCAUUCACGGCCUAGCAAUUUGUUGAUUUUGGGUAUAUAUUUUUUUCUUUUCUUCAAAAGUAGGCAUUUUUUGGUAGAAGACACAUCUCAUUCACCAGAAAAUGUAGAAAUAUGUUACAAUACAGUAAAAUGUAUAACGUACGUGUACCAUUGUUAAAAAGCCCAUUUAUAUGUUUGCCUUUAUGCUUUACUCAUAGUGUUUUGUGUUUUUGUUGUCAAGCAUUGAAAUUUCACACUUUUUUCAGCGGUCAUUGAACACACCAUAGUUAUGUGCUCAUCAAUCAUCAUUAGUGGUGAGUACCUAUACAUUUUAUUCUCUAAAUGUGUUUAAUACGUGUGUGAGGCAUAUUUACAGCUUAAACCUGGAUUGUGUUCUGAGUGACCAAUGGCAAUUGAGGAAAGACGGGUCAGUCACUUUUAUUGGAAAUGUUGAUCUGAAAAUGACGGAAAAUGUCAACGUGAAGCUAGCAGGAGCUAUAUGUCAAAAAUAUGGCCCCGGAUCUUCAGUAUUAUUAUUAUUAUUAUUAUUAUUAUUAUUAUUAUUAUUAGGAGGCUAUCAAUACUUACUUAAAUGAUCCAAAAAAUCUGUCAUGCAACAAAAACUAAAAUGUAGGUAAUGUAAUUUCUAACAACUCUAAUGUACAGUAUCAUAACUUAUUAAAAUGAAUGGCAUUUAAUUAAAAUACUGCAUUAAUUAGAAUAAUACAUUUAAAUUAAUACAUUAAAAAUUGUAGCGAUGCUAUACUGGUUGCCAUUGCCAUGAAAACCCCAGACUACAUCGGUGGACUAAAACAAUCGUGUGUUCGCACACCAUUAAGUUGUGUUGUGUUGUGUUGUGUUGUGCGUAGUCAAGGCUUUAUAUUUCUUAGUUGGUGUUAAAAGGUAGACGUGUAUUAUCAGAGUGCAAGCUUUCACGCUACAUGAGAUUGGAAAAUGUAAAAGGUUUCCUCUGAUUAGGAAUAGAGUGUCAUUUUGCUGUGAAAACAAACUUUAGAGUGCAGCGGUUAAAGAAGUUGUCCUUGGAGUUCUCUGUUGGUGUCAGCACCUCUCAGACUCGAGCACACACGCAGUGGUAAUCAGUGAAUGUUCCUGUAACAUUGACCACAUUUUCAUCACGUCAAGGUCAUGUUGAUGUUCAGAUGAAAAGAGGAUGUGGAGACCACAGGGGAUAGCCGGCGGAGAUGCUGAUGAGAGGGGAUGAAUGGAAUAUUUGGGAACGAGUUGCCAAAAUGAAAACAGAUGGAACAGAGUUGUCUGGUGUGGAUUAAUAUGGAUUAAAGAAAAGUGUGUGUGUGACUUCGUCUGCUCGUGUUCCUCAUUAUGUGAUGAAGAGGAGAAAGGAGAGCAGACCUGUCGUGCAGCGGGAACGACAAAACACCGAAACCAGGCUCCGGGAGGGUCACGGGUGAACUGGAGCCUAUCCCAGCUUCUUCCCCCACCCAGGAAAUGAUGGCGUUCCUACAGCAAAUCCGUUCCCCUCCACUCUCCUUCAUCCAGACCGUCGUGUCCCUCCUCCUGGCCGCCAUGGCGCUCACGUCCUCCUUCUGGUGUGUGGGUAAACAAAAGGUGCCCAAGCCGCUGUGCUCGCCCACCAAGCACAGCAAAUGCAUCCCGGUUCCCGGCGUGUCCAAUUCGUCCAGCAUCCAGUUCUCCUGGGAGACUGGAGACGACCGCUUCGUCUUCCCCGCCUUUCACACGGGCCUGUUUGUCACCUGCGAGGAGAACAUCUACACGGACGCAUGGGAGGAGAAGUGUCGAGGGUUCUACACUUUGACUCCAGGAUCUGAGAAAGCGAUGAUGUGGUUGUCGCUGUCCUUGGAGCUCAUGUACGUGGCUCUGCUGUUCAUCAGCUGCAUCCUGCUGUCCGUGCAGUUGUGCAUCAGGGCCUGGUUCCCCUCCACGCAGCGUUGGGGACAGCUGCUCAACGCUUUCGCUGCCGUUUUCACCGUCCUGGGAGGUCUGCUUGGAAUGGUGGGUCACAUGAUGUUCAUGCAAGUGUUUCAGACUACAGUCACCAUGGGCCCAGAGGACUUCAAGCCUCACAGUUAUGGCUACUCCUGGGCAUUCUAUGUGGCCUGGUUUGCCUUCACUGUCUGCAUGUCGGCCGGCGUCUCUACCCUGAACAACUACACAAAGAAGGUCCUGAUGGUGGGACCCAGACUGAACUCCAGCCUCAACCCCUUCAACUUCAACUUCAUGGGGCUACUUCCACCAGCUCCUUAUUACGCCGCCCCUUACUCUGGCCUCAGUCACACUCACCCCCAGUCUCAAUACCAGAUCUCCCACUUGUCCCCCUACUACUCGCCCCCAUCAGCCAAGGUACCACCGCCUGCUAAGACCCCACACUCCAUUCCUCUACCCCACUCUGUCUCCUUCCCUCCUUCAUCCUCCUACCCUGUAUCUGAUUCCUCUUUACAUCCCUUGUCCCUCCGAGCUCCGUCUCACUCAAAUAGCUCGUCUGUUGUCGUCCAUGGACUCCUGACGACACCCAGUUACACACCAGAGCAGGACUGCAGCCCUCUUUGACCUUUUGGGGUGCUUUUACACAAGCACCCUUAAGUCCACUUUAACUAAGUCCAACUUUUUCUUCUUGGUCGUGUUCGUUUUGUCAAGUGUGAACACUCUCAUACAACUAUACUGUAUGGACCUUGGCUAUUCUGUACAAUUUUCCAGAUAAUUAUUUAAAAAAUGUGUCAAAAACGGGGCAUUUUGCUUCAUUUAGUUUUUAGCAGCGGUAGUUUUUUUCCCCACUUUAAGCCUUUGUUGUGUGGGUAGGGAGGAAUCAUGUUUAUAUUGCCCAGCGCUCAUUUGCCCAUCAGGUCAGGAUACGUGUCGAACGGGCGCCCUCCCCUACUGCUCACAUGGAGCGGAUAAAACCAAACCAAUGGGAUGUCAUCAUUGCAAGUCAACUUCCAGACGUGAGUCCGCCAAAUCAGCUCAGUGAGCUUCCAUUUUGCUUUGACCUGUCAAGUUUGGUGUGACUUUAGAGUAAAAACCUGAAUAUUACUCCUGGGUUACUCCUUUUCUAACCCGAAUAUUGGGUCAUGUUUACGCCUGUCGGGAUAUCCCGAACGAUAGGAACAUUAAUUUAUGUUCUGCGCAUGUUCUGUUCCAAAGGAAUCUUGUGUCUUAGGCAGGAACUACUCGUAAACAUGGCGACACGCAAAACGCCACGCUUUUGGAGCGAGGAGGAAACAAGCCACCUCGUUAGUGUGGUGAAGCACAGGAACGUUAUGUCUUUCAUAGACGUAGAAAGUACCGCCAUAGCCAAAUCUAUCAGAUGAGCGAGAAGUUACGCGAAGCAGGGUUUGUACGAGCGCACCUCCACGAUCCAAAGUGUCGUAUGAUCCAAAGCCGCUCACAGUGACAGGUUUUCCCCGCGGCGCCGUGCAGGGAUUGGAACGCCGAUAUAAAUGAGAUCUUCAAGAUGAAACACUCUUAAUGCACAAAAUAAUCAUCAAACUUACUUCAUGCACUGGCUCCUUUCUGCUGCGCUCCUCUCGCGCCGUGAGGCGUUCAGGCACACUCGUAAUUGUGAGUGUUCGUCACGAAUUGUUUUUCAUUUUUAUUCAUGUACCCUCCAUUACAAUUGGCGCACCCCACUUUGGGAACGUGGGAUCUACUGUAUGUAUAUCGCUUCCUUGUGUUGUGUGAGCAAUUCAUGUGGC